Molecule: messenger RNA, 6899 nt
Organism: Hippopotamus amphibius kiboko
Lineage: Eukaryota; Metazoa; Chordata; Mammalia; Artiodactyla; Hippopotamidae
Gene: ITSN2
Product: intersectin 2
Exons: 29
Coding region: 190-3639 (1149 amino acids)
Biological process (GO): endosomal transport; clathrin-dependent synaptic vesicle endocytosis; positive regulation of Rho protein signal transduction
Cellular component (GO): intracellular vesicle; cytoplasm; plasma membrane
Molecular function (GO): protein binding; molecular adaptor activity; calcium ion binding
Source: RefSeq, a predicted model, not a curated record
CUGCGCAACAGGUUCGCUGUCGGCGGCCUGACGACGAAGCGGGCGCGGCGGAGGCUGCCAAGCAGGGUCUCCCGGCGUCCGCCCGCGCCCGCGCCGCUGGUGCUGAGAGGCGCGGGGUCGCGCUGUGACGUGCGGGAGGCGCGGCGGGCGCGCCAGAUGGCUGAGUGCUAGCAAGGAAAAUUCAGGACCAUGAUGGCUCAGUUUCCCACAGCUAUGAAUGGAGGGCCAAACAUGUGGGCUAUUACCUCUGAAGAACGGACUAAGCAUGACAAGCAGUUUGAUAACCUCAAACCCUCAGGAGGUUACAUAACAGGUGAUCAAGCACGUACCUUUUUCUUACAGUCAGGCCUGCCAGCUCCUGUUUUAGCUGAAAUAUGGGCUUUAUCAGACCUGAACAAGGAUGGGAAGAUGGAUCAACAAGAAUUCUCCAUAGCUAUGAAACUUAUCAAACUAAAGCUUCAAGGCCAGCAGUUGCCUGUGGUUCUUCCUGCUGUUAUGAAGCAACCUCCUAUGUUCUCUCCAUUAAUUUCUGCUCGUUUUGGAAUGGGAAGCAUGCCCAAUCUGUCCAUUCCUCAGUCAUUGCCUCCAGUUGCACCCAUAGCAACACCCUUGUCCUCUGCGACUUCAGGGACCACCCUUCCUCCCUUAAUGAUGCCUGCUCCCCUAGUGCCUUCUGUUAGCACUUCAUCAUUACCAAAUGGAACCGCCAGUCUCAUUCAGCCUUUAUCCAUUCCUUAUUCUGCUUCAACAUUGCCUCAUACAUCAUCUUACAGUCUGAUGAUGGGAGGAUUUGGUGGUGCUAGUAUACAGAAAGCCCAGUCUCUGAUUGAUUUAGGAUCUAGUAGCUCAACUUCCUCAACUGCUUCCCUCCCAGGGAACUCACCCAAGACUGGGACCUCAGAGUGGGCAGUUCCUCAGCCUUCAAGAUUAAAAUAUCGGCAAAAGUUUAAUAGUCUUGACAAAAGCAUGAGUGGAUACCUCUCAGGUUUUCAAGCUAGAAAUGCCCUUCUUCAGUCAAAUCUUUCUCAAACUCAGCUAGCCACUAUUUGGACUCUGGCUGACGUUGAUGGUGAUGGACAGCUGAAAGCUGAGGAGUUUAUCCUUGCAAUGCACCUCACUGAUAUGGCCAAAGCUGGACAACCAUUGCCACUGACUUUACCUCCUGAGCUUGUCCCUCCGUCUUUUAGAGGAGGAAAGCAAAUUGAUUCCAUUAAUGGAACACUGCCUUCACAUCAGAAAAUACAAGAAGAGGAACCUCAGAAAAAAUUACCAGUUACAUUCGAGGACAAGCGGAAAGCCAACUAUGAGCGGGGGAACAUGGAACUGGAGAAGCGACGCCAGGCCAUGAUGGAGCAGCAGCAGAGGGAGGCAGAGCGCAAAGCCCAGAAAGAAAAGGAAGAGUGGGAACGAAAACAGCGAGAGUUACAAGAGCAAGAAUGGAAGAAACAACUUGAAUUAGAAAAACGCUUGGAGAAGCAGAGGGAAUUGGAGAGACAACGAGAGGAAGAAAGGAGAAAAGAGAUAGAAAGACGAGAGGCAGCAAAACAGGAACUUGAAAGACAACGUCGUUUAGAAUGGGAGAGAAUUCGUAGACAGGAGCUUCUCAAUCGAAGGAAUAGAGAACAGGAAGAAAUUGUCAGAUUAAACUCUAAAAAGAAGAGCCUUCACCUCGAGUUGGAAGCACUGAAUGGCAAACAUCAGCAGAUCUCAGGCAGACUUCAAGACGUCCGACUCAGAAAGCAAACUCAAAAGACUGAGCUGGAAGUUCUGGAUAAACAGUGUGACCUGGAAAUUAUGGAAAUCAAGCAGCUUCAACAAGAACUUCAGGAAUAUCAAAAUAAGCUCAUCUAUUUGGUGCCAGAGAAGCAAUUAUUGAAUGAAAAAAUUAAAAAUAUGCAGCUCAGUAACACACCUGAUUUAGGGAUCGGUUUACUUCAUAAAAAAUCAUUAGAAAAGGAAGAAUUAUGCCAAAGACUUAAAGAACAAUUAGAUGCUCUUGAAAAAGAAACUGCAUCUAAGCUGUCAGAAAUGGAUUCAUUUAACAAUCAACUAAAGGAAUUGAGAGAAAGCUACAAUACACAGCAGUUAGCCCUUGAACAACUUUAUAAGAUCAAACGUGACAAACUGAGGGAAAUUGAAAGAAAAAGAUCAGAGCUAAUACAGAAGAAGAAACUAGAAGAUGAGGCUACAAGGAAAGCAAAACAAGGAAAAGAAAACUUAUGGAAAGAAAAUCUUAGAAAGGAGGAAGAAGAAAAACAAAAGCGACUCCAAGAAGAAAAGACACAAGAAAAAGUGCAAGAAGUGGAGCGGAAAGCUGAAGAGAAACGAAGUGAGCCAGCGGGUGCUUUGGUGAAUUACAGAGCAUUAUAUCGCUUUGAAGCAAGGAACCAUGAUGAAAUGAGUUUUAAUUCUGGGGAUAUAAUACAGGUUGAUGAAAAAACCGUAGGAGAACCUGGUUGGCUUUAUGGUAGUUUUCAAGGAAAUGUUGGCUGGUUUCCAUGCAACUAUGUAGAAAAAAUGACAUCUGAAAAAUCUGUGUCUCCUAAGAAGGCCUUACUUCCUCCUACAGUAUCUUCAUCUGCUACCUCAACUUCUGAAUCACUUUCUUCAAAUCAACCAGCAUCAGUGACUGAUUAUCAAAAUGUAUCUUUUUCAAACCUAACUGUUAACCCAUCAUGGCAGAAAAAAUCAGCUUUUACUCGCACUGUGUCCCCUGUAUCUGUAUCACCUAUUCAUGGACAGGGACAGGUUGUAGAAAACCUAAAAGCACAGGCCCUUUGUUCCUGGACUGCAAAGAAAGAUAACCACUUGAACUUCUCAAAACAUGAUAUUAUUACUGUUUUGGAGCAGCAGGAAAACUGGUGGUUUGGGGAGGUGCAUGGAGGAAGAGGAUGGUUUCCAAAAUCUUACGUCAAAAUCAUCCCUGGGAGUGAAGUUAAACGGGAAGAACCAGAAGCUUUGUAUGCAGCUGUAAACAAGAAACCUGCCUCUGCAGCCUGUACAGUGGGGGAAGAGUAUGUUGCACUUUAUCCAUAUUCAAGUGUAGAACCUGGAGAUUUGACUUUCACUGAAGGUGAAGAAAUAUUGGUGACCCAGAAAGAUGGAGAAUGGUGGACAGGAAGUAUUGGAGAUAGAACUGGAAUUUUUCCAUCAAAUUAUGUCAAACCAAAAGAUCAAGAGAGUUUUGGGAAUGCUAGCAAAUCUGGAACAUCAAACAAGAAACCUGAGAUUGCUCAAGUAACUUCAGCAUAUGUGGCAUCUGGUUCUGAACAACUUAGCCUUGCACCAGGACAGUUAAUAUUAAUUCUAAAGAAAAAUACAAGUGGAUGGUGGCAAGGGGAGUUACAGGCCAGAGGAAAAAAGCGACAGAAAGGAUGGUUCCCUGCCAGCCAUGUUAAACUUUUGGGUCCAAGUAGUGAAAGAACUACACCUGCCUUUCACGCUGUGUGCCAGGUAAUCGCCAUGUAUGACUACACAGCGCACAACGGGGAUGAGCUAAGCUUCUCCAAGGGACAGCUCAUCAGCGUUUUGAACAAAGACGAUCCUGACUGGUGGCAGGGAGAAAUCAGUGGGGUGACUGGUCUCUUUCCUUCAAAUUAUGUUAAGAUGACGACAGACACAGAUCCAAGUCAACAGUGACCCAAUGUUGUCUUCCAGUGUGAAAGCACCCCAGAGACCCACUAUCCAAGUUUGACUCUAGCGUGGAGGCAGGGCAGGCAGCCCUGAUCAAAUAUCUCCUACACAAUUCGUUAACUUCGUUCGAAUGUUAGAGCCACUUGUGAUUAUUUCUUUGUGUUUCUAAUUUACAGUUAAAAUUUAUUUGUAACAAGUUAAAGGAUAGUGGGUCUUUGUGUGGCUUUCCCUGCUGUUCACUCUGGCAUCCUUUAGCAUUUUUCUUCUUUUUUAAUUUGGUAAUUGUAGGUCAUUAGCAUGCAUAUUGAGUUUGCCCUUACAUGGUGGGAGUUCGAACACACAAAGACCCACUAUUUGCACAAACUGUUCUCGCUGGUUUGAAAUGGGCUGCCAUGCUUUUCUAAUGUUACUGCAACAUGUAUAUUCAUUACAGAAUUCAGAAUUGCUUAUGUUUUGCUAUUAUGUUUGAUCUAAUCCUAAUCACAGUGAGCUCUUAAUUGAUUCAAUAUGUGAUUUGUCCCCCAGUAUGCACUGUUUAUUCUGUUACUUUCUAAUAUGCCACUAUGAGUACCAAUACUUAAAUUUGUUUAAAGGCCAAGAAUUGGAAAUAUCCUUUUCUCUAUUUUCUGUGUAUUUGGGGAUGGGAUCAAUAACACUUUGAGGGAGCUUUUCAUAUCUCAUAGAAGAGGAAAGUGGCUGCCCCAGCAGUAUGUGCAGAGCAGGACGUGUUAUCUGUUCCAGCUGCCCAAGAAUGAGCCCUGUACUGUGGGAGUUCCCCUAGGAUCUCUGUGCUCUGGUUCAUGAAGAUACUGCUUCAUGUGCUGCAGAGGUCAGUUGUUACUUCUUUACUGAUGACCUAAAAAUGGAUUAUUUUUGAGGAAUGAAAGGCUUCCAUCAUUGACCAUGAGAUAUGAAACCUUCCCUACCUUAUUAGACACACCAUUUAUACGUAUACAUUUUAAAGUCAAAAUUCAUGUUAUCUAUUUUAAUAAGGUGACUGCAUGUCCCAGGUCACAAAGGGACACUGGUUGACAUUCUUCUUAAUGUAUUUAGUAAAGAUCAUAAGGAAUCUUCAAAGAGUUUAAAUGUCCUUGAAGGAGGCAGACAGUCUCUAUCUAGUUGAGGAUGAAUUUGAGUGAAGAAAAGAUGUGUGAGAGCUGUCAUUCCUCUGUGUCCAUGAAGCUGCUUUGUGGCUAGAAGAUUGAUUUUACCAUUCAGAAUUCUCUGGCUAAUAUCUAUUCUUCAACCACAUUGGCUACUUUGGCAUAGGAUUUUACUUCUUUUCCUUGAAUGGAAAACUUUAAAGAUAAUAAACAUUAUUAUAAACUAAUAAACGUGAGAGUACUAGCUGAAACAAAAAGGAGUUUUAGUGGAUGGUAUUAAACUGCAUUUGAAAAUCAGUGAGAAGUUUAUGCAAUUUAAAAUGUUUACAAACUGCAGUGCAAUCUACUGUUUAUGAAUGUCCAAGUAUUAUCAGGAAAAGUGUACAUACAGUCACAGAGUCUUAUUUCCUCACGGAGUUCUUUAAGAAGAGUGAAAUAUGUUUUUAUAUCUCUGAGUUUUAAGUUAGAGGUGUAUUUUGUGCAAUAUUUGUGUUGUUGUGCCUACACAUUAUACAUGAAUGAUGUUAGUCAUACAUUGCCUAAAUCAUAACUUUAUGACACUUGAGAAAGAAUCAACAGUUUAGUUAGAACUUCACAAAGUUCGAAUGUCUGUGUUCCAGAAUACUUCAUAUCAUUGGGAUGUAUGGUGACAUGUAUGUGUGCUCCCUGAGGCAGGGAUUUCUAGUUAAUAGACCACCUCAACUUUUAGCAUUUGGCAUCAUCAUGAUACUUUUAUAAAAUAUGAUGUUAAUAGGAAAGCAAUAAUACCAUUUUACAGCUGGCAUAACAGGUUUGCCUGCAGUCACUAAAGGGUACAAUGUAAAGACUGAGUCCUUGUGAAUUCAGCUGAUCUAGAUUGUACGGAUUACUUGGUCUUGCCUUUUAUUUUCUGAAUUUCUGAACCCAUUAGUUGGGUUCAAAUUAUGGGCAGUAACUUUAAAUCCAUUUUAAACCCUGAGGUUAGAAAUUAGACCACUUAAUUAGCCACAUGAUUUGACAUAACAUUUUCUCUUUAUAAUUUUGAAUUUGGGUUUAUUUAAUACACCAAUGAAUUAUUUUAAAGGUAUUUUUUAUAGCUUAGAUUACUUUACUUUUUACACUAAUAAAUAUAGAUUAUUAAGAAUGACAUUCAGGUAGAGCUUAGUGUCUCUAAAUCAAUUUGCAAAUGAUAUAUUCAUCAGGUACCUAUGGACUAAAUCACAUAAUGGCAUAUUUAAGCUGUGUCCGGGAAAUAAAUUUACUGUAUUUACAGAAAUACCUCUUUGUUUAGGUAUUUUGUUAUAUAUUUGAGAGGAAGCUAAGAGUAAAGGAAAUGGUAUGACAUAAUAAUGUGUCCUCCUUAAAAGAGCCUGCAGUCCUUUGCAAUACCUCAUAUUCAGCCACGUAUGUGCUCUCUUCCUCAUUCAGUACAAGAGGCAGCUUUCAGUUUACUUAGAAGGCAGCAGUAGAAGGAGUUUAUCAGGAACAUAGAAUUUUAGAAUGGGAGCACAGCUGAACAAAUCUGAACCCUGUAGGAGGUAAAGAAUCAAAAUACCUGUUUAUUUUUAAAGUAUGUGAUUAAACCUGAUGGGUUUUCCAGAAGUGAAAGAAUCAGUUCUAAGACCAAAGCUGAGAUUUUAGAAAACUUGAAAAUCUAAGUCAACCCUACUUGUUAUAUAGUUUCCUCUAAAACUUUAUCCUAAGGAGUCAUUUUAAAGUAAUACAACAAUGCAACUAUUAAAACAAUGUAACUGCUAUUUUAGUGUUUUAAAGUAUAAUAUGAAUACUGAUAGUUUAAAAUAAAGAAACUGGGGGAAGGAAAAGUAGAGAAAGAAAUGCCAAUUUCAGUCCAAAGCUUUAUUUGCCAAAUUUUCUUGGGAUGAAUUUUACCAAGUUAUAAAUUCUUGUAAAUAGAAUCUAUAAUAGAAAUACUGAGAGACUUUUGCCUAAAGUGGCAUUAUUGGAUGCUACUGUGAUGCUACUGUAAUGUAAUAAAUUAUUAAAUUGUUGCAAAGUGCUGUUUUUUUUGCCUUAAAUUUUUAUUUUGUGUCUUGAAAACUAUAGUAUAAAGGUAUUGAGAUUGUGCAAAUGCUGGGCACGCUUGGCAUGAGGUCAUCCGUUUUUAUUUUUACAAAAUUGUAAUAUAACUAUGCAAGUGUGUUUAUUAAAAGGACACAAACUACA